Messenger RNA from Exophiala dermatitidis NIH/UT8656, 3672 nucleotides. RefSeq lists its product as uncharacterized. The transcript has 6 exons. Gene Ontology annotation, biological process: regulation of DNA-templated transcription. Bases 233 to 1951 code for a protein of 572 amino acids. The record is from RefSeq and is a predicted model, not a curated record. Gene Ontology annotation, molecular function: zinc ion binding; DNA-binding transcription factor activity, RNA polymerase II-specific. Lineage: Eukaryota; Fungi; Ascomycota; Eurotiomycetes; Chaetothyriales; Herpotrichiellaceae.
CCAAAUUGGUCAACCACCUUAUGACCAUUACUUAUUACCUAGGUACCUAGGUUGUUCAAGCAUCUUAUCUCGGCACUGGCGGCCAGCUACCAACCACUUGUUCUGACCGUAUAUAACAAAUCAUUGUGUUUCUCCCUUCAGUGUCUGACCCCAUCACGCAAGUUUCACACCUGACUCCCAUGCUGCUACCUACUAGACCUUUGCGUCAAUAGUGUGGAACUACGAUUCCACAAUGCCAGACUCCACGAUCGCAAGUUCACAAACACCGCGCAAGCUCACCCGCGCCACAGCUGCAUGCGCUGUAUGCAGGCAGAAAAAGGUCAAAUGCUUUUUCAGGGAGGGCCAAACGGCCUGUUCGACUUGCCAGAAGGACAAUUUGGAAUGCAUCAUCUUGUCGGAUGACCGGCGCAAAAAUCCGCGAUCUCAGGCCUACACUUAUGUUCUCGAAGACCGCAUUCGAUAUCUGGAGUCUUUCGUUCAACGAGUAGUGUAUCAAAAGCCAUCUCUGGAGCAGACGAGCACUGGCAGCCAGCACAAAUCCUUCCCUAUUCCGCACGAGCAAGCAGGGCCGCCGUUCCCACCAGCCGAUGCCCUCUGGGAGAACCCCGUCGAGCGAUCCAGGCAAAGCCGAGAAUUCCCGCCCCUAGACCACCACCAUGAUGGCAAUAGGACAAGCGAUGCGGACGGCCCUGCUAUGUCUACGAGCCUCUCACAGGAAGAGAAAGACCAGCUAGACGCCUACUGGUCGACAUGUAACGCUGUUUUGCCUUUGGUGGUCCAGUCACUAUUUGAAGCUGAUCGAGCAGCACGCAGGUUGCGAUAUUACUCACGUACGCUUCAAGCCUGCAUGAUUGCGACAGGGGCCCUCUAUGCUGCCGCCGAUCCAUCACGGCAACGUCAUUUCCAUAGGGUCGCCCGCAAUUUCAGUAUCGAUGACUUCGCCCACGAAUGCGUGGCAACCGUCCAAAGUUUCUUGUUGCUGGCGGACCUGGAAUGCGCCAUCGGUAAUCUACAAAGGGCUAGGGCACAUCAUGUUGAAGCAGGGAAAAUGUUGACUCGGAUACUCGAGACAACGACCUCAGCCCAAGCCGACGAGGCUGUUUAUCGCACAGUGAUCUUCUACACAGUUACCUCACAGUUUUGGCAUACCAUUCCCAGCGCAACUCGUGUUCAACGCCGACCAGGAUACCCAACAUCGAAUAAUGACUCCGCGUUUCGAGAAGCUUUGGCUCAUUGCGCACUUCUUUGUUCGGGCGCUCAGGCAAGACGCUCGGUUUGUGACAGUUGGAUCGAAUUUAUUGGAAUUGCCACGGCCGCAACGACCCUGGCACAGUCAAAUUCCAGUACCGAAUAUGCGCCCGACCUCGAACGACUGGCCGGCGUGGACGCCGGCUGUCAUCGUUGGUAUUCUCGACUUUCGUGGGAUUGGAGAUGUCUAUCUCAGAGCCGCCAUCCACCUUCGGCCGAAGUGUUUGUCCUGCUUAUGUUUUACCACUCAACACUCAUAUGCUUGCAUCGGAGAACUGCCGGCUACCACAUGACCGUUGACAGAAGUACCGGCGGGUCGACUUGGUCCAAAGACAUGUUGUCUUCCAUCUCGCGAAAUGCAUGCUUGAAAAACUCCAUCAGAUUAUCCGAAGUUAUCACCGGAUAUGAACAGCAUUAUCAAGUAACCCACUUAGGUGUCCGGGCAGUCUACUUCGUUUUGGCGGCCUCAGCUGUUUUGGCGGAUGAAAUAUAUGCGGAAGGACUCAAGAGCGAACUUGAGAUCGGACACCUCUCCGCCUUGUCAGAUACCCUCACAGAGCUUUCAGGGAGCUUUCAGCUUGCCGAACGGCCUGCGAAGCUGCUCUCUAAGCUCGUCGGUAUGGCACAAUCAGGUUCUGGGCUGGACCCGGGUCCUGGUACGGAUUUUCUGACUUAUCUGAUGGACUCGAUUGGCGUGGAUUGAGAAGUAAGGGUGCGAAUUGAGCAGCUCGGGUAGCGAGAUGGCCGUUCCCAAAUCAUUGGCAGUCGUCCUUUGCCGGUCUGCACCGGCUUUAUGUAGGAAUAUGCUUCUCUGUCAAAUUCCAUGUCAUGUGACCGUUGACGGCUUUUCGUCGCUGGACAGAGAAAGAUCUACUGCACCAGCCACAAGAUCAAGUAUAUACGAGUCUUCAUCUUCGGUAUGAGGCGUCUCCUCUGGCGACUGCGUCACCAGCUGCUCGAGAUCAAGCCGAGCUCGUUUGGUGGCACGCACAUGAGAACUUUCCUGGCUUGACGCCAGGGUUGCAACCCAACUCAGAAGCUGGUAUGUGGGUUUGACACCGCAGAGACGUUCGGCCAAAGCGUUCAGUGAUAUCAUGAUCUCCGAACGCUGGCUUACGGUCAAGCAAGAUGAUUGCCCGCCGGUGGCAUGCCAGUCUACCUCACAGACAGCAAGAGGCAAAGCGAUCCAAGCGGUCCUGGUGAUCGACGGAAUCGUUAGCCAAGAGUGUUCAAUGGUCGUGGUGCCAGACGAGGUACUCACACCGCAAGAGGGACGUGCUCGACUUUGCUUUCGGAGAAGAUCUGAUGGACCGUUUUGACCACCUUCGCAGACGCUUCCUUUACCUUGGUGGCGGCUAGGGUGCGGAAACGGACGCCGAGAGGACUUUCAUGAAGGUUACAUUUCAGGUAUGGGCGGUAAAGAGCAGCGAAGAGUGAACUGUGUACUGUCAGUAAUGCGAGCCACGGGCCGGGUGAGAUGCAUGCAGAAUAAGGUGGACUUACAGGUUGACGAGCUGCGGGAAGCGCAACGGCACUCUGCUCAUUUCUGCAGAUUCCUUCACCAUGGCAAAUCCCAACUCCUGUUUGAAUCUGGUUUUCCACUCCUUGAGCUGAGAUUCAUAGGCCGAACACUGCAUCAACUCCUCCAACAGCAAGUCGUGGUUCGCGCUCGAGACAUCACGCCAUUCCCAUUGGAACUUGCGGUUGGCGUGAAAAGUACCUAUGCCACAAAUCAGUGGAAUAAGGUUGCACAUCCAAAUAAAAGCCGACAUCAUGACUCUCUUUGAUUCAACACCCAUGAAUUGAGGACAGACGGCUUCGGCUCCGAAAUCCGCGGUCGUGACUGGUCCCCAGCGAGACUCGAUCUUGUGCAAGCGGUGUAGGCGCCGCAACCCGACGCUGACCAGGCGAUCCCUGAGCACGCAGGACCACCAGAUGAUCUUCCGCCGAGAAAACAUUGUUCCGCUGUCGAAGUCGGGAUCCCCCAGUCUCGCUUGUCUGGCAUGAAAGAAAGCCCGAUGCACCCAGCGAGAGUUCACUUGGGUGUCGAGAUCAAAUGGACUCCAGUAACUGAGUAGUAGACAGGUGCACGUAAGCGUGGUCUGAUUUGUAUAGGUAGAACUGUUCUUGUACAGAGACUAGGGGAGCCCGAUUAGUAUCACAGGUUGUUCCCCCAUCUUUAGCCCGUUCGGAAAAGGGGCGUACCUUGACGUGCUCCAGCAGCGCCUUCUGACCUGCAACGACGGUGGACGCCGAGCUCAUCUCCAAUGCUGAAUUUCCCACGUGCUGUUCCAUUGUGAGAAAGAAAUGGCAACUUCAAGAGCCUGGGUGAGUCCAGCUUGUGAGGGAAUAAUACUAACCGCAAACGCGACGAACAUCAUUGCCAGGAAGAGCAUCACAUCAAACCUAGAAAAUAAGUCCUCC